AUGGACUCCUACCUGUACGACCAGCUGCUCGGGCUUCUGAUCUUCUUUAGUGUCCUCUGCACAAUCACCGUCGGACUCCGCGUGCUCGUACGGACUAAGCUUACAAAGGGAGCGUUCGGAUGGGAUGAUGUCGCCCUUGUCAUUUCAUACGCGGGCAUGAUGGUGUUUGUGGCUCUGUGCCUACUGGCUGUAAGGGCAGGCAGGGACUCGUCCGAAGACGAGCCAUGGUAUAAUGAUGCCACGGCCAGGAGGUACGACUUCGCAAAGUACGUUGUCUGCUUUGUGAUAUCCGGAGUCGUCAAGAUAAGCGUCGCACUGGUCCUCUAUCGCCUUGACAGCCGCCCAAAAGUCAGAACAAUCAUCAUCAUCGACAUUGUCACAUGUGUUAUUUGGAAUGUCAUCACCACUUUCGUUCUCUCGCUGGGCUGCAUGAGGCAGAGUCCGUAUGUUAUCAACAACAAGGUGUGCGAGAACACGUUCUACUCACAGGAGUCAUCCUAUGUUAUCUACGACAUCUUCCAUGUGCUCCUACCGAUUUACAUUCUUUGGAACGUCCAAAUAUCGAGGGCUCUUAAAGUGAGCGUGGUUUGUCUGUUCAGUGUUGGGCUUCUCGCCGCCAUCGCCGCCAUCAUGAAGCUUCAAGUUCACUACGAAACAUUCCACCCCCGGGACAACAAUUCAGUCUCCACGUGGUACCUGGCCAUGAUCUGGGCAAUCACGGAGCACGGGCUGUCAAUCUUCGCCAGCUCCGUGCUUGCCCUGCGCCCGCUGACGAGGUUCGUGUCGAAAUCAUGGGCAUCCCUCUCGAGCACCCUCUACGGUAGCGGCGGCAGCAGCAAGGACACCAAAAACUCUGGUCAGGGUACUUCGAGCCGUGUGUCCAAGAAGUCGAACUGGACGGAGCCGACAGAGUCGAACGAGCUGGGCAACAUUGGUGUCCGGAACGAGGUCGAGGUCCGCAGCGAAUACACUGCCGAGGGCCAAGCUCAACAGCCCUUGUACCUCGCGGAAGCAUACAAUGGCAGCUCCGAGAGCCACAAGAGGUUGGUUGAUGCGAAGACGCAUGAAGAUGUGGGUGCUUCCGCCUGA
Molecule: messenger RNA, 1089 nt
Organism: Diaporthe citri
Lineage: Eukaryota; Fungi; Ascomycota; Sordariomycetes; Diaporthales; Diaporthaceae
Exons: 4
Coding region: 1-1089 (362 amino acids)
Source: RefSeq, a predicted model, not a curated record